CAAAAAAAAAAAAAAAAAUGGCACACCAAAUAAAUGUAUGUUUGUAAGUUUGGUUUAGUCAGCGUCAAUCUGCGCCGUUCUCUUUGAAGGCUGCGUUGAUGGAAGGGGUGACUGCACCAAUGUCACUGCUCGACGCUCUGCGCUCAAAACUUGUCAGGCUUGACUUUCCUUGUUGACGCAAUACACGGAGGGGAUGUGCCGCAACACUGCAGCUAAAGCAGGGAGGAUGUAGGCACUUGCACAGCCAUACCAGUGACAUGUAAUGGCUGCACCGCUUGUUUGGGUGGAACAAAAGCAGGGGAUGUGGGCACUUGCACAGCCAUACCAGUGACAUGUAAUGGCUACACCGCUUGUUUGGGUGGCUCAUGAAUAACAACAUAAUGAAGUUAAACAAACGCAAAUUUUUGUGAGAGGAGGAGCAAAGGGAUUUAUGUUGUAGCAUUGUUUGAGUGACCACUAUGUGUAUUAAGUACAGAAGUGACUUGUUAUACUAGAAGCACCGCAGGAUAGCAGAGCUGCGUUAAAAAGACACUUAGUGUUGACAAACUUGUCUUGCAGGAAAGAUAAGGAACGGUGCAAACGAAAGCAGAAGCUAGACUAGAGGAAUAAUGGCAGAGGUGAGGCAGCAACAUGGUGAGGAAGACAGCAGAGGAGAAUAUGACUGGGGCAGGAGGUGGUUAGUUAAAGCAAGCACAGGGCCAGUGUAGUGAAGGCCUCUGCUCUCACCAACACUGUCAGCUAAGGCCACAGAGAUCACUGGUCGGGUUUUUUAGUGUUUCUCCUGUCAGUAAUGUAAAAAAAAAAAAAAAAUGUUAAUCUGUCACUAGAAGCGUCAAAACCUCCUUAGUAGCCCGUCUCACUUGAAGCAGAGCCUUGUGGCUGUAGUGGUGGUGCGGUGCAGAAAGGCUGCACAACACUAGCUUGUGUAGAGGCGAGAGGCGAUGGAACGCUUCAUUAUGGAGUGGUGUAGAUGUGAGCGACACAGAGGCACACUUUUAGAGAGGCAAUUCUGGGAGCCACAGGUGAACCAGCGUGGUGGUGGCAGACCACACCAGACAAGGGAGGAGGUGCUUACACACAGAGGCAGCUGGCAGUGCUGCCAGUGUGUCGUGGCAAGGAAGAAAGGGAAGGGACCCUAAAAGAGAUGAAAAAGUCCCUUGUGCACGCCUGGGAAGUACGCCUGAGGGAGUUUAGGUGUUAAAUUAGAGGAGACAUGUUGACUCUGUGCUCUCUAGCGGCUGACUUGCGGAAGACGUCACGAGAACAAUAAGAUCAAGAUUAAGAACAUCGUCAUUGUUCUCCUCCCGACUUUGUGAGAAGGGAAAUUGAGUGCACCAGCAUGGGAGGUGCUAAGAUCCAAGACGUCAAGAGGAAAGUCAAGGAAGAAGUGCAAGAAAUGGAAGAGAGAAGCCUGCUAGUUGUCCAAGGAGGAGGCAACAACUUAGUAGAGGCAGGUGCUGAAGACACAGUAAAGGCAGUGAUAGAAGCAGUGAGGGCAGCAGAAGAAAAGAUGUGUUUGGCUGUGGUGGGGGUCCUGCGGCGCCCACGGGAAGGAGUGCAGUAUGAGAAAGUCAGAAGAGAAAUGAACCGCAAGAUAUGCAUGGAACUCAUGAAGGUCAAAAUGGAAUGGAUGGCAGGGAAGAAGGGCAACGUGAGCUUCCUGGACAUGGAUGGGAUCCUCGACCAGGACAAAUUCUUCGGGAGAGACGGGGUCCACCUCAACCACAACGGGAAUGAGAGGCUAGGACGUCGACUGGCCGAGUGGAUGAGGGCGAGGCAGGUGUGUUGUGUGGACGACGCAUGA
Molecule: messenger RNA, 1804 nt
Organism: Scylla paramamosain (green mud crab)
Lineage: Eukaryota; Metazoa; Arthropoda; Malacostraca; Decapoda; Portunidae
Exons: 1
Coding region: 1340-1804 (154 amino acids)
Source: RefSeq, a predicted model, not a curated record